UCACGUCGCUACGCACGCCACUACUAUUGGAUGAGGGGAUGGCGUGCGCAACGACGUGAUGACGACGAAGGAGAUCGCCGGCGAUGCAGGGGAUACCGAAGAGGACCUUUCCGGAGCCCCAAGGACAGUGACCACAGAGAAUACUACAGCAUGAUGGGGAGGAACAUGAUCCUGCUGUUUCUUCUGAGCUGGCCAUGCUUGGUCCUCAUUCCUGAGGCCACUCACCUGAACAUACCUGAGAAACUUCACCACAAGGUGCAGCAUGGACACUGCAGCUACACCUUCCUCCUCCCCGAGAUUGACAACUGCCACUCACCCCCGGCGGACUACCAGGUGUCCAACUCCUUGCAAAGAGAUGCACCUGCCCCGGAUGACCACCAGUGGCCUAUCAACAGGAUACGGGACCUUGAGAAUAUCAUGGAGAACAACACACAAUGGCUGUUAAAGCUGGAAAGCUACAUCCAGGAUAAUGUCAAAAGUGAGAUGGCAUCUUCCCAUCUAUCAACUGAGCAGAACGAUUCAAACACCAUGAUGGAUAUUGGAACAAAUUUAAUAACACAAACAGCAGAACAAACACGUAAGCUGGCUGAAGUGGAAACCCAGGUCCUUAACCAAACAAAUAGGCUAGAAAUCCAAUUAAUGGAAAACUCAAUAUCCACUAACAAGUUGGAAAAAGCUUUGCUACUGCAGAGCCAAGACAUCAGUAAUUUACGUGAAAAGAACAGUUUUCUAGAAAAUAAAGUUUUGCAGAUGGAAGAGAAACACCAGGAGGAAAUAGAAGUACUGAAAGCUGAGAAACUUCAUGUAGAUGAGUUACUUUCCAAGCAGAGUGAACUCAUUGAAGAACUGGGAGAACAACUCCUAGAAGCAACGCACAACAACAGCAUGCUACAGAGACAGCAGGCAUACAUCAUGGAGACCGUGGGCCAACUUACCAACCUGAUUUCACAAUACAACCAUAUUCCAGACGUACCAAAUGAGGAGCAAUUGAGUUUCCGAGACUGUGCAGAUGCUUAUAAAGCUGGUCUGACAACCAGUGGAGUCUACACUUUGCAUUUCUCAAACUCUACAGAAUCAGUUAAGGCAUUUUGUGAUAUGGAUACUAGUGGAGGAGGAUGGACGGUCAUUCAGCAUCGCAGAGAUGGAUCAAUGGAUUUCCACCGGAACUGGAAGGAAUACAAAGAAGGUUUUGGAUCACCAACUGGUGAAUAUUGGUUGGGCAAUGAAUUUGUUUACCAAUUAACAUCUCAAGGUUCACACAUGCUGAGGAUCCAGCUACAGGACUGGGAUGGCAAUGAAGCUUACUCCCUAUAUGAUGUCUUCUCUUUAAGUAGUGAGGAAAAUAAUUACAGGCUAAAUGUAAAAGGUUACAGUGGGACUGCAGGGCGGACAAGCAGUUUUGCUCCCUCAGGGACAAACUUCAGCACCAAGGAUGUAGAUAACGAUGGGUGCAGCUGCAAAUGUGCUCAGUACGCAACAGGAGGUUGGUGGUUUGAUGCCUGUGGUCCAUCCAACUUAAAUGGUGUCUAUUACAAAAGUGGAUCUGGUCCACCUAAGUAUAAUAGUAUCAAAUGGCAUUAUUGGAAGGGACCCAGCCAUGGCCUGAAAUCUGUCUCCAUGCUGAUCCGUCCUACAGACUACUGAACUGGUUGUCACUUUGAGCUUAAAAUUUUGGCUUAUACCUAUUUUUUCGGAAAUUGAAAAUGAACAGUUCCAGUAACGGCCAUGUAUUGAUGACUAUACCAUGGAGUCUGAAAAGUGUCUUCUUAUCAUCAGUGGUGGACCUAGAUAUGGAAAAGCCUGAGCUAUAUGUUUUGUAUCUGGGUUGUCAAAGGAAACAUUUUUUUUUUCCUUCUUAUCUACGGAAAACUAGCAACAGUAACCCCUUCUUUUCUUUACUGAGAGUGGUAUGAAAUACAAAUGAUACGUCUCUCAAAUGAUUUACCGCUGCCAGUCCACAACUUUGAAAUCAACCUAUGUGCCUGGAGUCAAAUAUCAUGCCAGACGUGCCUCUUGGUUCUACAUAAACUGGAGUUCUCUCCCACUUGUAAUCUUUACUCUGGAAUGAAUAUUUUAGAGCCACAACAGACUAGAAACUUUGAUUCUCUAGUUCUUUAAUUCUUUGGUUCUCUAUUCUUAUGAUAAUUUAUAAUAUUCAAGAUGAUAACAGAUGAAGAUACAUUCAGAUUCAUUUUUUCCAGUGACCUUUUCACCUAAUACAGGGAUCAAAUUCAUGUGAAGAUCUUCAUUUUUAUUUGCUUGUAUAUGUAAUAGAAAUAUACUAUUGCAUGGAUGCUUUCUUACUAGAAGAACCACAGUAUAACUAGAAUUGUAUCUAUGAUAUUAAAAUGUACCUAUCAUUUCAGGUCCAAAUGAAAUCGAUGUAUUAUAAUAGUAGCAGCCACAUUUAUGGUGAAUUUGGGGGAAUUAGAGCUUGUGCAUCGAAAAGUAACUUAUCCCCUAUCCACAGGAUAGGGGAUAAGUAGCUGAUCGCGGAGGUAAGACUGCUGAGAAAACCUGUGAUCUCCUGCAUGGCGUUCUGGCUUUCCCCAUGAACAGAGUGGGGUUUGGCAUGCACCCUUCAUGCAUCUCCACGCUGUACUUGUGUAUUUCCAGCUUUCCCCCUGCUCCAUUCAUGGGGAAAGCCAAAGCGCCAUGCAGGAGAUUGAGGGGGGGAAUCCCAGCAGUCUGACUUACACCCCCCUCUCCCUCCCCCCACCCUGCAAUUAGCUACUUAGCACCUAUCCCCCCUAUAGGGGAAAAGUUAGUUUUUGCUGGCACAAAUCCUUUAGAGGGGUUAUCCAGGAUUAGAAAAACAGAUCUAAUUUCUUUCAAAAAUAGCUCCUUGUCUCUCUCCAGGUUGGAUGUGGUUUUACAGCUUGGCUCCAUUCGUUUCAAUGGAACUGAGCUGCAGAACCACACCCAACCUGGAGACAGACAGGGAGUGGUUUUGAAAGAAAGUAGCAGUGUUUUUCUAUUCCUGAAUAACCCCUUUAAUGCCAAGCAAGAUUAUUUAGGUAUUUAUGCUUGUACAUGUUUGUUUGAUAUUUGCAACUAGAAUAAUUUUUCUUACAAGUUUGAUGUGCACAGAAUAUUUGCUGUUGUGUCUUUUGUGCCUAUCUGUGUAGGUAUUUGAUAUUUUUGUUGUAUUAUGUUUUCAUUAAUUACUGUUCUAUUAAAUAAUAUACAAAGUCCCCAGGAUUUAUCUGGCACUUUCUUAGCGUAUCUCAGCAAUAGCAAAAAUUAUUUUUUUAACUAAUUUUUUAAUUAGUAAUUGUGUUAAUUAUUACUAGGACUUGUACUAUUACUAGUACAAUGGAUGUUGUCAAAU
This is a messenger RNA of Hyla sarda, 3331 nucleotides long. Its product is annotated as angiopoietin-2-like. Gene Ontology annotation, biological process: Tie signaling pathway; xylan catabolic process; arabinan catabolic process. The record is from RefSeq and is a predicted model, not a curated record. The coding region runs from base 31 to 1644 and encodes 537 amino acids. Gene Ontology annotation, molecular function: xylan 1,4-beta-xylosidase activity; receptor tyrosine kinase binding; alpha-L-arabinofuranosidase activity. Gene Ontology annotation, cellular component: plant-type cell wall. Lineage: Eukaryota; Metazoa; Chordata; Amphibia; Anura; Hylidae. The transcript has 10 exons.